AUGAAAUCACAUUAUCCGAGCUGCCAUUUGGCCCUAGAACGAUGCUUUGAGGGUGUGAAAAGAACAUUACAUCCAGAUAAAACUGGAUAUGUUAAUGUAACAAUUCCGUAUGCAACACUUGAUUCUCUUUGUCAAUCAGAAUUGGGGAAAAAUGUCAAUGGUAUUGUUAAAUCUAGUUCGAUUUCAAAACAUUUUCAGCUAUUGGGGGAUAAGUUGCGAAUUGAUGCAUCAUUUGCAUUGUCUUUAUUUAAAUCCACCAGUGAUAACAUUGUAUCGUUACUCAAGUCUAUUGUACAAAAGAGAAUAUUGACCGAUACUGCAGGUAUUAUAUUGGUCGGUGGUUUUGCAGAAUGCAAAGUGAUACAAGAGAAUGUACAAACUGCAUUCCCAAGACAAAACAUCAUUUUACAAGAAGAUCCUGGUUCUGUCGUUCUAAAGGGGGCGGUUUUAUUUGGUUAUAAAUCUGAUUAUAUUUCAUCACGAAUCGCAAGACAUACUUACGGUGUAAGAAAGACAUCUCAUUUUGAUAAAAACAAGUAUCCUGAACACAGAAAAACGUAUAUCAAUGGCGAAGAAAAAUGCGAAAAUGUCUUUGACACUUUUAUGGAAGCCAAAACGUCUAUUGCUUUAGGACACAUAAUUGAAAAGACAUAUUGCACAGGUCUUCCGUUUUAG
Messenger RNA from Mytilus trossulus (common blue mussel), 675 nucleotides. Its product is annotated as heat shock 70 kDa protein 12A-like. Bases 1 to 675 code for a protein of 224 amino acids. NCBI's taxonomy places the organism in Eukaryota, Metazoa, Mollusca, Bivalvia, Mytilida, Mytilidae. The record is from RefSeq and is a predicted model, not a curated record. The transcript has a single exon.